Molecule: messenger RNA, 1662 nt
Organism: Cladophialophora yegresii CBS 114405
Lineage: Eukaryota; Fungi; Ascomycota; Eurotiomycetes; Chaetothyriales; Herpotrichiellaceae
Exons: 5
Coding region: 1-1662 (553 amino acids)
Biological process (GO): protein sumoylation
Molecular function (GO): SUMO ligase activity; zinc ion binding
Source: RefSeq, a predicted model, not a curated record
AUGUCGGGCUACCCAGAUACCCAGGCGCAUGACGAUGUGCGAGCCAUGAUUGCCUCAGUCAAAACCCUCACUGUAGAAAAACUGAAAAACAUCCUUCGAGGCGAGGGUCUCCCUCUGUCUGGAGUCAAGAGUGAAUUGCAAAUCAGGACAAUAGCCCAUAUCGAAAAACUGCGCAAUGGCGGCGACGUUACGGGCCUGAAUCGGAUACGAGGGUGCGUCAGAAGCGGCUCUUAUCCCUACAGCAACAACAGCAACGGUUCUUACCCUUCACCUUAUUCCCGCCACACGCCUACCUCCUCGGCGUCUCCCUCGUUCUCUUCUCCUACCGCUCACAGCUCCUUCAACAUGUCCUCGAAUUCACAUUUCGGCUCCGGUAUGGAUCAUGCAUCUGGUGACAGGAGAGCCUCCUCUGACGAGAAAGCAGGCCGAAUAUCGUUCAAGCCCUCGCCUUUUUACACGAUCACACGAUCACUCACCCAGAUUCACCGAUGCGGUCCACAAGAAGGCUCUAGAGAGACCGCCAGGCUUGUAGUCAUGCUAUCACCGGAUGUCAUCGACAAGCUCACCAGCGACCCAUCAUGCCGAGUUAUGGUCUUCUGUGCCGCAGAGCCCGUUGGCUCAUACACUAAUGGCCCAUCCGAUAUUGCCUUCCCCCAUAAUGUGGAGCUGAAAUGCAACGGGGAUGAUGUUAGGUCGAAUUUGCGGGGACUCAAAAAUCGGCCGGGAUCGACCAGGCCUGCAGAUAUCACGUCCCUGGUGAGGACUAAACCGGCCAAUUACCCCAAUGCGGUCGAGAUGGUCUACGCGUUGACUACGAAGGCAUUCUUCCUCGUGGUCAAUCUUGUGUCCAAAAAGUCGAUCGAUGCUUUGGUGGGCCAGAUAAGGCUCGGCCGAAUGAUCAGCAAAGAACAGGUCAUUCGAGAGAUGCGGCGCAAGGCCGAAGACCCGGACGAGAUCGUAGCGACCUCAACAGUUCUGUCACUAAAGGAUCCUGUCGGUUACACGCGUAUCACGACACCCUGCCGCGGAAUUGGCUGCAGCCACGUACAGUGUUUCGAUGCGGCCUAUUACCUACAGCUUCAGGAACAAGCGCCUACCUGGAUGUGUCCGAUUUGCAGCAAAGCUGCUCCAUGGGAAUCGUUGGCUCUAGACCAGUAUGUUAAUGACAUACUGAAUCUUACGCCGAGAGACGUUGAAGCAGUCACUCUUGAGCCCAACGGCUCGUGGCAUCUUCCGAGUCAAACCGAUAACGCUGGUGGGCGGACGUCAAAUCCCACGCCUUCAGACGACGAAGAUGAUGAUGAUCUUGUUGAGAUUGGCGAUGGCUCAGGUCAUCGCCCACAGAAACUCGAGACGCUGACACCGCACAGUGUCAGGACACCACCGUUAUCCUCUAGAGAAGAAUCCACAGCACCUUCAGCAUCAAGACCGUCAACAAACAGCAACAAGAGAUCGCGAGAUGUCAUUGACUUGACAUUGAGCGAUGACGAGGAUGGCAGACCGGCACCGAAAGCCCGGAGGACAGAGUCGGUCUCGUCAGACAGGGUUAUUUCUUCGUCAAGAGCACGGCCUUCUGCCUCAUCAGACCGGUAUCAUUUUAAUCUGCCUCCUCCACCAGGGCCACCUCCUUACAACCUUGACAGAUUCAACCCGGCGUUAUGA